CUGCUUCUUAGAUUGAAAUGAGCAGUGAGUUAGUUGUGUUCGCAAUAUAAAUACUCAACGUGACAAUAGUGAAAUAAAUUAUAGUGUUUCCACAAAUCAUCAAAAUAUGACCACUUCCGUAAAUCCAAAAAAAGCAAAAUUAAGUAUCACUACGCACGUUUUGGAUACUAGUAGAGGUCUACCUGCUGAUAAUUUGGCAGUAAGUCUUUACAAGUUCGAGAAUGAUAAAUGGAUUCUUCUAAAAGAAAGCAUGACAGGAUCAAACGGACGUAGCGCAGAUCUGCUACAAGAUGAAAGAGAGACUCCCACACCUGGCAGAUUCAAGAUCGAAUUUCGGGUGAAUGAUUAUUUCAGACGAAAUGCGACCAAUUCGAUGUAUCCGUUGAUCGAUGUGGUGUUUGACGUGGAAAAUUCUCGCGAACAUUAUCAUAUUCCUUUGCUGUUGAGUCCUUUUGGGUUUACUACAUAUCGCGGCUCGUAAUCGAUGUUUACUUCAAGUCUCUCUUAUAUCGUCUCUUAGAAUUAAGAUAACGAUAGCGCAAGAUUUAUAAAACCUUAUGUUACAUAAAUAUUAUAACGUCAAAAAUAAACGAGAAGAGAGCAUAAUUGUAUUAACAGAUAAAUUUUUGUACUUUUAUUCUUUUAAUAAUUAAAUAAUAGUCUGUAAAAAUAUUGCAGUAUUAAUGCAGAUAUGAAAAUAUGAAAAUAAUAAAAUGUUUUUUUUAAUUUACCGUCAUUUAAA
Molecule: messenger RNA, 742 nt
Organism: Nylanderia fulva
Lineage: Eukaryota; Metazoa; Arthropoda; Insecta; Hymenoptera; Formicidae
Product: putative 5-hydroxyisourate hydrolase R09H10.3
Biological process (GO): purine nucleobase metabolic process
Molecular function (GO): hydroxyisourate hydrolase activity
Source: RefSeq, a predicted model, not a curated record